Metarhizium brunneum ARSEF 3297 is the source of this 1338-nucleotide messenger RNA. RefSeq names its product Ornithine aminotransferase. Gene Ontology annotation, molecular function: identical protein binding; L-ornithine transaminase activity; pyridoxal phosphate binding. The record is from RefSeq and is a predicted model, not a curated record. NCBI's taxonomy places the organism in Eukaryota, Fungi, Ascomycota, Sordariomycetes, Hypocreales, Clavicipitaceae. Gene Ontology annotation, cellular component: cytoplasm.
AUGGCUCCCCAUGCAGAGGCCGGUACCCCCGCCGUCUCGGGCACCACCAGCGCCCGGUAUCACGCCGCUUCGACGGAGGCUGCAAUCAAGGCCGAGAACGAGUUCGCCGCCCACAACUACCACCCUCUGCCCGUCGUCUUCUCCAAGGCCCGGGGCGUAAAUGUCUGGGACCCCGAGGGUCGCCAGUACCUUGAUUUUCUUUCUGCCUACAGUGCCGUGAACCAGGGCCAUUGCCACCCGGAACUGGUCAAGGCUUUGACUGAGCAGGCCAGCCGCCUGACCCUGUCCUCGCGAGCCUUCUACAACGAUGUGUUCCCCAAGUGGGCUGAGAAGAUCCGCAAGGUCUUUGGCUACGAAAUGGUCUUGCCAAUGAACACUGGCGUUGAAGCUACCGAGACCGCUGUCAAGAUUGCCCGGAAGUGGGCUUAUAAAGUGAAGGGAGUUGAGAAGGACAAGGCUCUUGUCUUCUGUGUCACUGACAACUUCCACGGCCGAUCGAUGACUGCUAUCACCCUGUCCACCGACCCCGAGUCCAAGGACAACUACGGCCCUUAUAUUCCCAAUAUCGGCGCCGCUAGCCCGUCCACCGGCAAGCCCAUUCGGUUCAACAAUGUUGCAGACCUCGAAGAAGUGCUUGAAGCUCACGGGAAGCAGACUGCUGCCUUCCUAGUCGAGCCCAUUCAGGGUGAGGCUGGUGUCGUGGUUCCGGACGAGGACUACCUUGUCAAGGUUCACGCGCUCUGCAAGAAGCACAACGUUCUCCUCAUCUGCGACGAGAUCCAGACUGGUAUCGGCCGGACUGGCCGCAUGCUUGCCUCUGAGUGGUCUGGCAUUAAGCCUGAUAUGGUUACCCUAGGCAAGGCCAUCUCUGGUGGCAUGUAUCCGGUGAGCGCCGUCAUGAGCUCCAAAGAAGUUAUGCUCGUCGUUGAGCCUGGCACUCACGGUUCCACGUACGGUGGUAACCCACUUGGAUGCGCCGUCUCUAUCCGAGCUCUGGAGCUCAUUGAGGAGGAGAACAUGAUUGCAAAUGCCGAGCGCCUCGGCAAACUCUUCCGCGACAGUCUUGCCGCCCUCAACAACCCCAUUAUCAAGACCAUCCGCGGCAAGGGUCUCUUGAAUGCCAUCAUCAUUGACGAGGCUGCUGCAUCUGGCCGCACUGCUUGGGACCUCUGCAUUCUCCUCAAGAACAAAGGCCUACUGGCCAAGCCAACUCACGGAGACAUAAUCCGCUUCGCCCCUCCCCUGGUCAUCAACGAGGCUGAGCUUCGCAAGGGUCUGGGCAUCAUCACUGCGGCCAUCAAUGAGCUUCCUACCGUUGAGAAAUCUCAUGGUCACUAA